Penicillium brasilianum is the source of this 689-nucleotide messenger RNA. Lineage: Eukaryota; Fungi; Ascomycota; Eurotiomycetes; Eurotiales; Aspergillaceae. The record is from the annotation of a GenBank genome assembly.
CGACCAAGUAACUAAGUUUGUAUGUGGCAGGAGUUGUUUAAAUAAGCGGUUCCACGACCAUUUUCACCGUACUGAUCAACCCACCUGUCUUUGCGCUACUCUACUAUCUCCCCUCACCUCAACCCAUCACCGAAGGAAUGUCUCCUACACGCGAUGAGCUCUUAUGCACGGCUCUAGACUUUGUCGCCCAAUUUGCCAAACUCGACCCCGAAUCAGUCCUAUCAUUUCUGUCACCCAGUUGCACCCUCCGCUCCUUCCCAUCCAGCCUCGGCAAACCGCCUUUGCAAACCAAAGAAGAAAGCAAGGCGGACUUCCAAGGGCUAAAGGAUUUUUUCCACAAUUUCCAGCUACGCGUCAAGGACGGUGCGGAGCCAGUCGUCGACGAGCCUGCGAGGAAGGUUGUACUGCAUAUUGAGGGGAAAGGGGAUUCCCUGGUGGGUCGGUUCGAGACCGAGUACAUCUACAUCCUCCAGAUGAAUGAGGAAGGAACAAUGGUGGAGGACUUUUUCCAGUUUGCAGAUUCGGCAACGAGGGAUGCAUGGGGGAAGAAAAUUGAGGCGCAUUUUUCGGCGAAGAAUUAGAUAGGCUGUGUUUGGGAAAGGUUCAUAGAUAAUGGAACCCAGUACGGCAACUAUAUUUUGCUUUUUCUGUAUAGGUAGACCAGGCACACCGCACUUAUUAAUAUUAGC